CUGAGUAUGGUGACGGUCAUGGUGGAUAUAAACCUGUUUAUUUUUUAUUUUUCACUAUUAUUACAAAGAUAGGCAGUUUAUAUCUCUCAUGCAUGGUUAGACAGAUGAAAGUAAUGUUGGUUAUUACAUUAGGUGUCUUGUUAGGUUUCCUGUGCGGAUGCACAGCGAGGUAAAGUGAGCAUUGUUUUAAAAUUAAUUUAAAGAGAUAAUCAGUAAGUGAGAGAGAGUGAGAGUGAGAGUGAGUGCAGAGAAAAUGGAGGCUGAGGAGAAAUCAGUAGCUGUUGCUGCUUGUACGAGUGUUGAAGUGCCGAAGCCGCCCUCCAUAGAGGACUUCACGGUGCUGAAGCCGAUCAGCCGCGGCGCCUUCGGGAAAGUCUUUCUGGCCCGGAAAAAUAACAACUCCAAACUCUAUGCUGUGAAGGUGGUGAAGAAAGCGGACAUGGUGGAUAAGAACAUGAGUGAUCAGAUGCGGGCAGAGAGAGACGCUCUGGCCCUCAGCAAAAGCCCCUUCAUCGUGCACCUGUAUUACUCCCUGCAGACGGCCAGCAAGGUUUAUUUGGUCAUGGAGUACCUGAUCGGCGGUGACGUGAAGUCUCUGCUCCACGUCUACGGCUACUUCGACGAGGACAUGUCCCUAAAAUACAUUUCCGAAGUGGCACUAGCUUUGGAUUACCUUCACCGACAUGGCAUCAUUCACAGGGAUCUGAAACCUGACAACAUGCUGGUCAGCAACGAGGGCCACAUCAAGCUCACUGACUUCGGCCUCUCCAAAGUGAAACUCGACAGGGAAUUGAACCUUCUGGAUAUACUGACCACGCCCUCUCUGGCCAAACCGAAGAAGGAUUAUUUCCGGACGCCUGGUCAAGUUUUGUCCUUGAUAAGUUCUCUCGGGCUUAAUACGCCAGUGGUGGACGGGAAGCGUCACAGCAGCGCCUCGGCCAUGGCCAGUCCUAUGUCGUGUGGAAAAGCCGAGCUGAGGAAGAGCUCGCUUUGUUCGCCGCUGUCGGCUAGAAGACGAGAGCUCCUGCAUUCCCCGAUCUGCCCGUCACGAGGCCUCGGAGCUAACAGUGUGUUCAGUCCCAGCUUGCUGGCCAAAAGUCUGACGCCGAGGCUGAUGAAAUCCAGGAAGAGGUUCGAGUCUUUAAGUGUCGGCAGUGCUCACUCGUGCCUGCUGCCGUCCAGCGGCUCGGAGAACUGCGUCAGCCCGCUGUGGGAGGACGAGCAGUUGCAGAAAUCAGGAGCUGAUGAAAACGUCCCGCCUCCAAACAUGAAGGGCGGAGUCGACAAAUCUGGGCACAAACUUCCGGCGCCCGCUGAGGAGGGAAAGAUGAGCGGUGAGAUGUGGGUUCCUGGAAACAACGCUCCUCAGACACCGCUUCACAACUCGGACCCGAGGUCGAGAAAUCUCCGGCUUGAAAUAUCCGUCAAGCCGGAGGUUUCAGCAGGAAAGAGACUGAUGUUCACCGAGUCUGAUCUCUGGGUCACGCCUGGUAAGACUCCGCUCAAACCGUCAUGCGAGAACAGUGUUAGGAAACCUGAGAGGAGCUUACCGGGUGUUUGUAGGUCCUUGGAGAAUGGAUCUGCUCUAAAACCGGGCUCGUCUGUGAAACGAGGGUUUACGGAGGUGGAUAAAAGCCCCGAGCAAGCUGAGAUCCAGGCAAAGAAGAGCACCGGUGAAUACAAGCGGUGUUUUCCCGUUCCGGCGAACGAUUCCAGGAUGCAUACGGGUCUGACCGGGAUUUUCUCUGCUGUCGGUUUGGGGAAUGGCGGAGGAAUCCCGAAACAGUCCAGCCCUACAAAAGUGACUAAGAAUCUUUUGUGUGAGCUGGAGGAACCGGGCGAGAACGUGCCCACGUCCGGCCUCACGUCCUCCCCCCGAGAGACGAGACGAAACCCGAGCUUGGACUCCGAUAGCUCGGUUCACGAAAUGUCGGUGAUCACAAACACACCUCCUCCACGUGGAGAAAAAGAAGUGCUGGCGUCCUCAUUUGAGGAUGAAAAUGAAGCACCGUCUGUGUCAACCUCACCGAAGCAUCACGAGGAACACCGUCACCUCCACGUCGCCUCAAGCAGCCUUCUCAAAUCGCCUCCGUUUCUCAAGCCGAAGAACGUAGUGGUCUUCAGAAGCUACUGCAGCUCCAUCAACCGUUCCAACCUGUCCUACGGCUCGCGCCUCAGCUUGACCUCGAUGGACGGCAUGGAAGCGUCGACCUCGUUCCAGACCGCACCCACCGCCAUCACGCCUGUGCAGAAGAAGAGACCCAGCCUCGACAGCUCACUUUACCAGACGCCUCAGCCGAUGGCCACGUCUCACACGCCUUAUCGUACACCUAAGAGUGUACGUAGAGGUCCAGAACCAGCGGAGAAUGCCCUGAUCCUCGGGACCCCCGACUACCUCGCCCCAGAGCUUUUACUAGGGAAACAUCAUGUUGCAGGAUCAGUUGCGUAUGACGUCAUGGUGGACUGGUGGGCGCUGGGCGUGUGCCUGUUCGAGUUCCUCACCGGCGUGCCUCCGUUCAACGACGAAACUCCUCAGCUCGUCUUCCAGAAUAUUCUCAACCGAGAUAUUCCAUGGCCUGAUGCAGAAGAGGAAUUAUCCCCCAAUGCUCGAGGUGCCAUAGAGAUUCUCCUCAGUACAGACGUCACCAAACGGGCUGGGCUUAAAGAGCUGAAAGAGCAUGCGUUCUUUGCCGGUUUGGACUGGGACAAUCUCCAGAACCAGGCCAUGCCAUUCAUUCCCGAGCCUCAUGACGAGACAGACACGUCCUACUUUGAGGCGAGAAACACUGCGCAACACCUGGCGGUCUCGGGCUUCAGUCUCUAACACACACACACGCACACACACACACGCACACACACGCACACACACGCACUCACGCUCCCGUAGCUCGUCCUGGCCGACGCGGCGACGGAGAUCAUUUCCAGAUUAUGAAUGUAGCCACUGUUCUCCUUUCCGUAUCUGUUAAGACUUUUUGCUAACGUUUUACGAUCGCACACUAUCGAGUCAGUUAAUCUGACUCGGGUUCAAAAAUAACAAGAUUCAGUGCAGACAAAGACGGAUCAGCGCUCUACAUAUUACACACUUGUGUAUAUAGAUAUAAGCCCUGUUGCUAUUCGUUAAUAUCAUUUUAUUGUUUUGGGUGUCUGUACGAGUAACGUAUUGUUCCUGCUGCUAUGCGUGUAUAUAUCUGGGCUUUCCGGACGUCUCCAGCGAUGAUCUCACCUGCAAAACGGCGUUUCUUUUUGGAUAAUGUCCCACGCAAAAAAAAACAAACAAACAAACAGAUUUUUAUCACGUUUCAGUGUGUUCCAUAUAACUAUUACAUGGUGUACAAGUUUAAAUAAAAUCCCUUUAAUAUCGUCACCUUCGGGACGAUCGAUUGAUUCGAUUCUUUUAAAUCGAUCAUUUUUAUCUGUAUUCCUUCCUUCAAGAUGGAGAAGUAGUUAGAAAAGGAAAAAAAAAAAAAAAAAAGGUUGGUAUCGCAAACUACGAUGCAACGAUCAUGAAGCGUCGCACUCCAUUGAGCAUCUAAUAACGCUCCAACACACUUUAAACCUCGACGACACUCAGAUCGUACCACGUUUUGAAAAUACAGGGUGGCGUUUCGCACUUGUAAAGAAGACACGCGAACUCCAAAAGCUCUCGGAAAUUUUAUUGGUGCUUCGGGUUAAGGGUAAGGACGUGCACUGGUCAGCGGUAGAAAGGUAGUGUUUCUAAUAAAACGCAGCUUUUACUUACAUCUUCUUCUAAUUACUGUUCCAAAGAAGCCGAUGCUACAUUACAGUAUGAUACAAUGAAAAUAUCACUUCAGUUUAUUUCUAUUUAUAAGUCUAUUUCUAAUAUACACAUAUAAUAACUAUUAACAUUAUUGAACAAUUUUACACUAAAGAGGAAACAAAACACAGGGUUUGAAGGAGAAACGUGAACAGAAAUGCAUCAAUUAUAUGCAAUCUAACACAAACGUGUUAAUGAACAGAAGGACCGUCUGAAACCUUGUCCGAUAGUGCGUAUGUACAACGAAUCGAAAAGAACAAAAAAAAAAAGACAAAUAAUAACAGAUUUAAAAAAAAAAAACAAAAAAACGUGAAAUAUUUGAAAGCGUUUCUAAUCAGAACAAUAAUUGCGUGACUUUUCUUAGAAUUAAAGUGUGAUUAAUUAGGAUGUGCCGCUUAUCGUGUGCGGAUAUAUUAAACACCGCUUUUUCCAGACAUCGUUUCUGGCAAAACGUACAGCGCUAAGCCCUAAUACACGUGUUUAUGGGGGUUUCUGUAUACGUCUGCAGACAACAGAGAGUAAUGAUGAUGUGUAGGAAUUACACGCUCCUGUUCCGGCCUACUCUGUGUCUCCCGUCAAUCACAGAAACACUAGCCAAUCGUGUGCGUCUGUGAGCUCGCGUACGUGGAAGUGGAAGUGGAUGGACGGCGCUUUCCUCCGAGCGGGUCCCGCUCGCCUGCGACGCAGCAGUUGGGAGAAACGCGUCUGGCCGGUUUGACGUGAGACUUGGCAGGAUGAAGAGGAAAAUAAAUAAAUAAAUGGUCAGCAUGACUUGUACGACGUGUACGCUGUAACCAUGACAACGUUCUUAGCAAUCCUAGCUAGUCUUGGCUAAGUAACCAAACUAGCCUAGCUGAAAUGUUUGAUGUGAGCUGUGAUGAGGAAGGCGUAGUUUUGGAGGCGGAAAAUCACGUGAUUUGCGAGUGAAACGCACCCUGAUUGGUCCAGAGGUAUAAAAAAAAAAAAAAACAAA
Ictalurus furcatus (blue catfish) is the source of this 4748-nucleotide messenger RNA. RefSeq names its product microtubule associated serine/threonine kinase-like (gene mastl). Gene Ontology annotation, molecular function: ATP binding; protein serine/threonine kinase activity. The transcript is spliced from 13 exons. Bases 254 to 2824 code for a protein of 856 amino acids. NCBI's taxonomy places the organism in Eukaryota, Metazoa, Chordata, Actinopteri, Siluriformes, Ictaluridae. The record is from RefSeq and is a predicted model, not a curated record. Gene Ontology annotation, cellular component: nucleus. Gene Ontology annotation, biological process: peptidyl-serine phosphorylation; intracellular signal transduction.